AUGAGGGAUGCUGUUGCAGAGCUACUUGGUGGUCCACAACCAGAACUGUCAAAGACAAUUCGAGCUGCUCUUGAAGGCCGACAGUUUGGUGGGAUUUUAGGGGAGAUUCCUGUUCUGGGUGGUGAUUACUUUGCUUCUGAAUGCUGUAUUGCUAUUAAUUUGGAUCGAACUCAACCACCAGACCAGACCAGAUACGUUCUGCUAACUACUGCAGCUUAUUUUGAGUUCCUUCCUUUUGAUUUGGUCGUCAACCAUGGCAUUGCUGAAGAAACUGUGGAUUGCUCUGAGGUGGAAAUAGGGAAGAUGUAUGAAGUGGUUGUUACUACUUGCAGAGGACUGUACCGAUUCCGUCGUGGUGAUAUUGUGAGAGUUUUGAGCUUCCAUAAUUUGUCUCUAGAAUUGAAAUAUGUCAUGAGAGCUCCAAAAGCUACUGGUGAGGUUUUCACAUAA
Nelumbo nucifera (sacred lotus) is the source of this 450-nucleotide messenger RNA. The record is from RefSeq and is a predicted model, not a curated record. Lineage: Eukaryota; Viridiplantae; Streptophyta; Magnoliopsida; Proteales; Nelumbonaceae.